Cherax quadricarinatus is the source of this 827-nucleotide messenger RNA. The record is from RefSeq and is a predicted model, not a curated record. NCBI's taxonomy places the organism in Eukaryota, Metazoa, Arthropoda, Malacostraca, Decapoda, Parastacidae.
AGAUGGCGGCGGCCGCCAUGACGCUGCUCUACUCUCCUCCUCCGACUCUGAUCUAGUUGUUGUUCUUCCUGCCGUGGCGUCACACUCGCAUUUAUUACCCUCAUUUCCUCCCCCAUGAUGGAAGCUUGAUGGUGACAUAACUGGCAGUGAUGGUAGUGCUGCCCUGCGUCAUGUCUCACGUCAUAAGAGAGAUGAUGAGUGAAGGCGGAGGAUUGUUUGAGUGCCACAAACAGUGCCAGAGUGACACUGGCGGCAGUGCCAGGACCAUCACUCGCCGGGUGUGCCUGCCACCACGUGAGGAUGAUGGUGGUGACGAUGAUGAUGAUGAUGAUGAUGAUGAUGACAAUGAUGAGAGCUUCUCAACAACAGGCCUACAAGCUUUGGAGACAAGCAAUGAUGAAUCAGGAGGCCUAGAGGCCUUGGAGGGAAACAAGGAAGUGUCAGAAGCAAGUACUGACGCUAUCAAAGAUACCACAGUAGUGUCAGAAGCAAGUACUGGCGCUAUCAAAGAGUGCAGUGCCACUGAGGAUAGCAGCAGACUGGUAGAGAUGCUGGUAGGAAAGACUACCACUACCACCACCACCACUACCACCACCACCAGUACCACCACCACCACUACCACCGCCACCAGUACCACCAGUACCACCACCACCAGUGCAACUACUACCAGUACAACUACCAGCAAUGCUUGUACUACCAGCCUGGAGUCACUACCACCAUCGUCUGCCUUGACACUACCAUCGUCGGGGGUUCGAAUCCCCGACGAUGAACUGACUUCACUCUCCUGGCUCCAGGACUCCAACCUCCUGCGUGGUGAGUCCUCCUGA